CUAUAGAUUUGGCAGCAGCGGUGGGCUCCUAAUGAAGACACACAAACGCACAGCCGAACACCGGUCAAGUUGUACACUCCCUUCUCAGUUGAUGCACUUGAAUCACCUUGUUUGUGCCCAAAACACCAAGAGCAGCAUCCAGACAUACUUCGAUAAACACCCGCUGCCCGUCUCCGCCAGCGCCCUCACCUUCACCCACAUCUUGAUGAGCCACCCUGCAGACAAGGCCCGCAGUGGCGCAAACAAGUCAAGGACUUUGCAAUCCGCGUGUAUAUCAGUUUGUUACCCAGCAUGUGUACGGCUCUCGACGAAUGAAAGUAGGCCCGGAGGAGGUGGGAGUUGUGGAUGCCCAAAGGAUUGUUGAAAGUAAUCUCAACCUUCCCAUGGGCAUCCCCCUAGCCAGACAUGAACGUACACACAGAACACGAGAGGCCACACAAUGCAUUUAUUGUGCUUGUCGGCACUGUAUGGUGUGUACAUGUCGCAGCGUGCAGCGCACGAUGGGAGUUCGCGCGCGACUGAUGGGCACCGUCUCCAU
This is a messenger RNA of Vitrella brassicaformis, 538 nucleotides long. Lineage: Eukaryota; Vitrellaceae. The record is from the annotation of a GenBank genome assembly.